Molecule: messenger RNA, 4092 nt
Organism: Dimorphilus gyrociliatus
Lineage: Eukaryota; Metazoa; Annelida; Polychaeta; Dinophilidae
Source: the annotation of a GenBank genome assembly
CAUAUAUAUAUAUAUAUAUAUAUGUAUAUAGUUUCCUUUUAAUGGUUUUUUGAUAUUUUCUCUUUGGACGAUGAUGGAGGAUUAAUUGGAUCGAGAAUUUUUGUUGAGAAUAGCUCUGAUGGUUGAUAAUUGAUGUAGAAUAAUUUUUGUCUACUUUUUUCAUAUACGACGUCUAAGACUGCUCCACUUACUUCUAAAGUUGCGAGGUGUUCACCUCUUUGUGUGAAAAGGUGCAUUUGUUUUGCUUCGUAAUCGGCAACUAUUAAUUCUCCUCGGUCUGAUAGACACAUACCUCGGGGAUGUUUUAUUAUUCCUGAUGUUGCGUAUUUCAUUACUGUUGAAUUCUUUGAAUAAUUGAAAAUGAGCAUUAAUUCUUGAGCAGUCAGGCAAGUAACACCAAUAAAGGUUUCUGUUCCGCAUACUGUAAGAUCGUUAGAAUAUUCUAAUUUACCAAAUGGUAACACCAUACUCCAACGUUUCUCUUGACACAUUGGACUCCAGACUGCUAAAACUCCUUCGCCUUGGGCGUUCAUUCCACCGAGUAUUACGUCGCCGUUGUGUCUUGUAAAGACGCUGUGUACGCUAUGAAUCUCCUCCAGCUCUGUCAGUUGAAAGGGUUGCUGAUCAGUUUCGGAUCUAUGCCACAGUGUAUUAUCUUCUUCCACCCUGGCCACCCAAUAAAUUCUUCCAUCGGGUGAACAGGUUGCCGAAAUAGUCUCUUCAUUAUGAAAGAUAUCAACCAGCUCCCCACGAAAAGUAUAAAUAGCCAAGUAACGAUUUGAGCCAAUCAUUAAACCCCUUUGAUUGGGCGCCAAAGAUAUGCAAUGUACCGAACCCUCUCCCAAUGGUCGACCGUGCCUUGAAUGAUCAACUGAAAGUACUCCCAAUUGACUCGAAGCGGCGGCCGUUAUUGGUGCCCAACGAAAUCCUAACUUUCCCGGUCGAAUUACGUCUGGUUUGGUCAUUUUGGCCAAAUGCAUUAUUAAUUGUUUAACCUCAUUCGUGAGUCUUUGACUGUUAGCAUGAUUUUGUAGAUCAAUGACGUGCGCUCUCCUAGCUGAUAUUUCCUGAUUAUGGUUAAGAACUUUGAAUUGCUCCCUUUCGACAUGCUUCGUCAGUUCUUGAUAUUCUUCCCUCGCUUUUUGCAGUAGAGCUUUCUCUUCGUGCGCUAUUAAAGCAAUCUGCUGCUCAUGCCAUUGCCUUCUGGAUGUAGCCGCUUCUUUAAUCUUUUUCUCGACUGAAGCUAAAUUACCGUCAACUUUGUCCCUAUCAAUCUUUUGAAUAUUGUCGAUCUUUAGUCUUUCCAGUAUUUCGUGACAAUUGAUUAAAUCGCUCUCCAGUUCCGUAAGUAUCUUUUCAGCCUCUUGAAUUCUAUGAUCUCGAUGACCAUCGCAAUUAUCGCAAUGCCACGUAAAACAUUCCGUACACCAUUUAGUGCAUAAGACAUUAGAAUGAAGUAGACAUGUGACACGACGCUCCAUUUUACAUAGUUUACUAGCUAUUCUCUCUUUGGGAUGGUUUGUGUGAUUUACCUGGCUUUCCCUUUUCGACAUGUUGGGAGUUUGUAUGCUGACACUGCUCAUUUUUCUUCUUUAAUUAAUUUUCUUUUAUUUAUAAAUUCUUUAAUUCGUUUUUAAUUUUAAAUAUUUAGUAUUGAUGACGAAAGACUAACAACUAAACUUUAAAUUUAUUAACUAUUCCCGCCUUUUUUUAUUGCAGCGUCGCCGUUGGCAACCUGGUAAACAGUUUUGAUCAGAUCCGGUAUUUUUUGACCUAGUGUUGAAUUUAGCUUUACCCAACAACAACAAAUAUUCUACAUAUCUCGUUGAAUAAUUAAAUUUUCAGUCGUGAACUAAAUUAAACUUCUAAACGUCUGACGUAGUAAACGAUUGGUGAGAAGAUGACAUCAAGGCCUUUACUAAGGCGGAGGCCGGCAAGUUCCAAAGUAUUUCGUCAGGUUUAUGAUGAUCGUUUAAAGGAGAAAUAUGAAGAACUAUGCGAACUAAUACAAAAAACUCCAGGUCUGCCAUGCGUUGAGAAUGAUCUAUACGAAAAGGCUAAAAGAGCAAUGAAAGUGUAUGAGAGAUCUCAAAGAGGAUAUUUACCAGAUCCACUACCAUUAUCAAGGGCAGACAGGAUUGGCAGGAAACCUUAUUGUUGGCAUGAAGAGCACGCCGAUUUUGGUGUUCAAGUUGAAGAACGUUGUGAUAAUUACCUUGGAGUACCAGAACAUCAAUACGUCACAACAACAGCUCGCCAAAGAUUUUACUACGAUAAUGAAUAUCACAAUGGAACUUUGGGAAAUCAGACUAAGCCACUUUUACCUAUUAAGAAGAGAAGACCCUAUUCUGCUGUAGUGACAAGGAAAAAGGCUAGCACUAAAUUAGAUGAAACUAAAAUAAGCGGAUCUUUAACUAGCCUAUCUUCUUUGGAAGAUGAUAAAGACAAAGCUAAUAAAGAGAUAUUUCAUCGUUGGAAUGCUAAAGAUGACGAUGUAAUGAAGAAGUGGCUUAAGGAAAAAAGGAAAAUUGAAAAGCAAAAGAGAAAACUAAAGAAAAAGGAAAUAAAAGAGAAAGAAGAUAAAGAGAGAGAAGAAGAAGAGAUCAAAAAGGAAAGACAACAGCAAGGUAAGAAAGCCUUUAAGGAAUGGUCGCAAAGAAAACAAAAAGAAAUACUUGAUAGGAAAACUCAAAUGCUAAAACAACAAGAAGAAGAGGAGAAGAGGGAGAGAGAAGAACAGAAGAGAAUGGAAGUUCUAUUUGAGGAAUGGAAAAAGAGCAAGGAGAGAGAAAAGAAGCUGUUAUCCAAAAGAAAUAAUGUUAACAAUAAAAUGGAGGAAGUUGGCUCUCCUAAGGACGACACAAAUUUUCGAAAUAAUAAGGAGUUUCUAGAAUGGGCCAGGAAAAAGAACAAGGAAUUGUCUAAGGAAAAGAACGAGGAUAAUGGAACGAAAUCUGAAGAAGUUGUAAAUAAGAAAACAAGCGAAAGGAAGAAGAGAUCUCAUAGAAAAGCAAAUCUUAAAUCUGUGUCAAAAAAAGAUGUUGAAAAAUUAUCGGAAAAAUGUGAUGAACUCAAGAAAAAGGAUGAUAAACUUCUUUCAUCUGCUUCAAAGGAUAAAGAAGAGAAGGAUGGCUUUUCAGUUAGGUCUACCGAAAAAUAUGAAGAUGAAUUAAUAAAGCAAAACGAGGAUUUAAUUACGCAAUUAGAACAGAAAGAUAAUUUAGAAACAAUUACACGUCUCGAGACCCAGAUUGAAAUCGAUAAAAAGAACGCGGCGUUCAAUGGGGACAGCUUAUCAACAGGUAGAAGAAGUACAAAGGCUUUGCAAAUAGAACUCGUGGAACAUUGGAAUUCUUCUAUGACUAUUGAUAAUGAGGAAUCACCAUCCGUUUCAAUAUCAUUCAAUUCGAAAGACGAUAAUGACGAAGAGGAACCAAUGAGUACAGGUUUUGAAGAGGUUAAACAAAGCAUUGAGCAGCAACCUUCUGAAGAGGGUACUCUACCUGUAAAUCAUCCAACUGAAGAAGAUAAGGAAGACGUUUCAGAUUCUAAAGAAACAACAGAACAAAUAACCCAUUCGAAAGACUCAGGAGCUGUUCUAAAUGAGACUGAAGAUCACUCUCAAAGUACCCAAUCUGAAGCAAACUUACGACAAAGUGUAAAUCUAGAAAAUGAAAACAAUGAUAACGUGUCAAAUAGUAACAAUAAUGAUAAUAACAAUAACAAUAAUCUCAAUAACGAUAGUGAAUCAACCAGUAUUGAAACUAACCAGGUAGGUAAAAUUGAAGAUGAAAAUCAACAUUCCUCAGAUACAGAAACCUCUCAAAUGAAAAACAAUAGAACCGACGAACCUGAAUCGACGACGAUAGAAACUAAAGAUGACGUCACAAAUGAAAAAGCUGAUACUGAAAAAGAGGAAGAUUCAAACUCCGAAAAGAAUACUAAAGAAAAUGAAAUAGAAGACAAAGAAGAAAAAGACAAACAAGGUUAAAAAAAGAAACUGUUGGUAAUAUUUUUAAAUUAACAAUAACAUUAACAAAAACUCUAUCUUUAUAUUUAUCUAAUAAAAAAAGAUCAGACAUAGUUUCAAGA